Messenger RNA from Miscanthus lutarioriparius, 567 nucleotides. NCBI's taxonomy places the organism in Eukaryota, Viridiplantae, Streptophyta, Magnoliopsida, Poales, Poaceae. The record is from the annotation of a GenBank genome assembly.
AUGGCGAAGCCUCGCGGCGGCGGCGGCCUCCUGGACUUAGAGGGGCACUACGCCUUCUACGGCGCCUACCACAGCAACCCCGUCAACGUGAGCAUCCACGAGCUCUUCGUCUGGCCCAUCUUCCUCACGGCGCUCAUGCUCCUCCACCUCACCGCCCCCUCCGCGCACGCCGCCGGCAUCGGCGCCGCGGUCUACGCGUCCUACUACUUCCUCCUCGACCGCCGCGCGGGCGCGCUCGCCGCCCUCCUCUGCUACCUCUGCUGGGCCGCCAGCGGCGCCCUCGCUGCCCGCCUCGGUUUCUCCGUUGGAUGGAAGGUUGUAUUGGUGGCUCAGUUGGUCUGUUGGACUAUGCAAUUCAUUGGUCAUGGAGUUUUUGAGAAGCGAGCGCCUGCUCUCCUUGACAAUCUUGUCCAGGCUUUCCUGAUGGCACCAUUCUUUGUGCUGCUAGAGAUUCUUCACACAUUUGGCGGGUACGAACCGUAUCCUGGCUUCCAUGACAAGGUGAGCAAGUUGAUUGAGGAAGCCCGGAAGGAAUGGGAGGACAAGAAAUCAAAGAAGUCCUCAUGA